AUGCCUAUCAUCGAAGUCUUCACUAAUGUCAAGAGCGCUGACACCAAGGAUCUCUCACUGAAGGUCGCCAACCUUUCCACGCAGCUCCUGUCCAAGCCCAUCGGCUACAUGAUGGUGAAUGUUGGUUGUAUUGGCAAUGUCGGUGGGUCGCUGAACGCGCCGAUCGUUGCCAACCUUAAUGACCUUGUCAGCAAGGAGCUGAAUGUGAGUGGCACGCGCAUCUUUGUCCUUGUUGACGAACUUCAAGGAUCCAAUGUUGCCCUUGAUGGCCAAAUAUUUGGUUAA
Messenger RNA from Linderina pennispora, 285 nucleotides. RefSeq names its product Tautomerase/MIF. NCBI's taxonomy places the organism in Eukaryota, Fungi, Kickxellomycota, Kickxellomycetes, Kickxellales, Kickxellaceae. The coding region runs from base 1 to 285 and encodes 94 amino acids. The transcript has 2 exons. The record is from RefSeq and is a predicted model, not a curated record.